AUGGAGAUUGAAGCAACAGGAUACAAAAUUCAAAAAAAACGUGUUGGAAUUUAUGUAAUGCAUGACAUUGACAAGUUAACAGAUGGGGUCCAAAAAGUACUCAUAAGUAAGGAUGAGUUCCAAAAAGGCUUGAAGGGAAACACUGAUCAUCUCAGAGAAUUAAUAUUAAUGGGUAAUGUUAAAAAUUUGGAUUUGAAUGAGGAUGUACAAUGGACUUUGCACACACUGAAUGAAAGGCUUCAUGUCAACAGAUAUGGCAGAGCAUGA
Molecule: messenger RNA, 267 nt
Organism: Paraglomus brasilianum
Lineage: Eukaryota; Fungi; Glomeromycota; Glomeromycetes; Paraglomerales; Paraglomeraceae
Source: the annotation of a GenBank genome assembly